AUGUCUCUAUUUCGUUUUCUUUCGAGUAAAGUGGGUACUGGCUCAGGUUCAGUUGCCGGUGCUCAUACUGUAGCUAAUACAUCAUCACACGGAGCUGUUACCGGUGGUCAUGGUCAUGACUCACAUGCUGCGCCAUGGGAAGGCGUUAAUCUCUGGCGUACACCAUUCAAAGGUGAUACUGAUACCGUUACACAAGUAAAACGUACUAAAGGUGUACUUGAUCGAUACGUUGAGAAUCGUAUUCGUCGUAUGCAAGAAAUGCAACUUUUUGCUUUGCGCAACAAGGCUACACCUACUUGGGUUAUGAUGCCAAAAGAUAAAAUUCUUCUCGCAGCACAAGGUGUCAUAGUUGUCUAUGUUCUUUAUCAAGUUUCUACAACUAUAUACAAUCAUUUGAAAGCGAAAGAUCGUCUUAAAUUGGUCAAAUUAUUUUACAAAGACAAUGUUAAUUAA
Molecule: messenger RNA, 453 nt
Organism: Rotaria socialis
Lineage: Eukaryota; Metazoa; Rotifera; Eurotatoria; Philodinida; Philodinidae
Source: the annotation of a GenBank genome assembly